Molecule: messenger RNA, 1514 nt
Organism: Lolium perenne
Lineage: Eukaryota; Viridiplantae; Streptophyta; Magnoliopsida; Poales; Poaceae
Source: RefSeq, a predicted model, not a curated record
UCACGUCCCAAAAACAAAUAAAAAUUAGAAGGAAAAAGCUUCCUUAAAACUUUUCCAGUCCCGUCCUUCCCGGCGCCGGCGACGACCGCCACAACCACCUCCCGGAGAGGUGGAGAGCUGACGUGCCUGUCCGUCUCAGGCGGAGGAGAUGGCGAGGCACGAGGCCGCGGGGGCGGCCACGGGGGUGGACUUCCACCUGCCUGACGAGAUCCUGGCCGUGAUCCCGACCGACCCGUACGAGCAGCUGGACAUCGCGCGCAAGAUCACCUCCAUGGCCAUCUCCUCCCGCGUCUCCCGCCUCGAGGCCGACGUCGCGCGCCUCCGCCGGGACCUCGCCGACCGCGAGCGCUCCGAGGCAGACCUCCGCGCCCGCCUCGCCGACUCCGACGCCCGACUCCUCGCCGCCCUCGACGACAACGCGAAGCUGGUGAAGGAGAGGGACACCCUCGCCGUCACGGCCAAGAAGCUGUCCAGGAACUUGGCAAAGCUGGAGGCAUUUAAGAAGCAGCUGAUGAAAUCACUUAGUGAAGAUAAUUUAUUGCAAUUUUCAGAAACAGGUGAAGAUCGUGAUGCAGAUGUAGGAAAUAAUUGGACUGCUAGAAUUCCUCCUGGGAAAGAAUUGGCAGAUGAAGUUUCAAGCAGCCGCGCCUCUUCAAAUACUUCCAGCAGAUCCACAAUCACCGAAUCAUCCCAAGGAUACCAGUUCUCAAUCACACCAUAUGUAGCCCCAAAUAUAACUCCUGGUUCAACACCAAUUGUUUCAUUCUCGGGUGGUUCUCCACUUGCAUAUUCAACUGGCCCUUCCACUCCGAAGUUUUAUUCUGGUCCAACAUCACCUACUAAAUCCCGGACCGAAGGCCAAUCAGCAUUUUCAUCAUGGAAUGGAUCCAGUCACCAGUAUUCAGCACCUGUCUCUCCUCCUGAACGCCGCUCAUUCACAGGGCGACCUCGUAUAGAUGGAAAGGAAUUCUUCCGACAAGCACGGACUCGACUUUCUUAUGAGCAAUUUGGAGCAUUCUUGGCAAACAUCAAGGAAUUCAAUGCGCAGAAACAGUCGCGAGAGGACACACUGUCAAAAGCAGAGGAGAUUUUUGGAACAGAGCACAAAGACUUAUACAGUUCUUUUCAGAGUAUGCUUAAUCGCAACCAAUCUUGAACCUAUCACAGGCUGCUAUUUUUUCUUCUCUUAAACAAGCAGCUUUUAUUUUCGUUGGUGUGUCUCUUCCGACUAAAUGAUUGUACCGUUCUGGUAGGCUAAUUGUGCCUGAACAUUGUUCUCUCAUUGAUCACAAGAUCAUAUUGUCGGAAAUCUGUGCAUAGGCCACCCUAGUUCGAGCGCUUUCAUCCUCAAUAGCAUGAUGUAAAUGGAUGUUUCAGUUUUUUUGGUCUGUGUAAUUGGAUUAUAAAUUUGCCUUCCAUUGUAGGACUCCCAGUCUUCGUGAUUGUACACUCGAUUGCAGAUAACUUGAGGCGGGUGUAUUUCAUUGUGCAAAAAUGCCAUAUAUUCUUCUGUU